AAAUAAUCAUAUUAAUUCUUGUCGAAAAAAAAAAUAAUCAUAUUAAUUAAUUAUAAUAACAAGUACACAACAUAAAGCGUGACUAUAAGAGCGUGGAGCCACCUCAACGCUCAAACUAAUAAACUAUGUCCAAAUCUAGGCUAAAUCCCCCGUUAAUUAUACUCCGUAAUUAUUUUUUAGCAUUAAAUAAUAAGAAAUUUCUACACAUAAAUCUUCCAUAAACUAAAAAACUACUCGGUACCUUUUGAUAAUCAGGUAAAUAUCCUAUACUGAAAAUUUCCAUAUAGAGGACUAUCGCACUUAAGGGUGUCCACAAUUCGAAUUAAAACCAAAAUCUAAUUCAAUCCAAAUCGAAUUAUCAAUUUAAAUCGGAUCUAAACUUUAAAUUGGAUCAGAUCGAAUUUAGAUUUUUUGAAAAUUUUGAAUUUUCGAAUUAGAUUGGAUUAACCCUAAUUGAAUCCAACCCAAACCAAAAACCGAAUUGUAAUUUAAAACUCCCAUUGUAAUUUAAAACUCUGAUAAAUUGUUUCAAAAAAAAAAAAAAAAAAAAAAACUCUAAUAAAUAUGACUCAACUUUUUUACUCCGUAUUUGUAUCUCUCUCCUCCCUCCCCACUAAAAUUCAAACUAGUAUCCACAGAAACACGACCGUUCCUCGUUUUCUGUGCUCUCUCUUCACUCUUCACUCUUCACUUUUUCUCUCUCUUCCUUAAACCCUUCCUCACUCCCAAACUCCCCAUCACUUCAAUUCCCACCAGUCACCCAAACAAAACCAAAAACCCACCAAUUCACAAUAACAAUUCACACGGCCGUGUUAAUUUUAGAUGGUAGCAGGUAAAGUAAAAUCAGCAAUGGGGUUACAAAAAUCCCCAAAACCCUCUAAACCACCACCAUCACCACAACCACCGUCAAAACCACCGUCACCCUCCCACAACUCCGCCGGAAAAUCCUCCUCCCAAAAAUCCACCGUCUUCAACCGUUCUUUCGGCGUCUACUUCCCUCGCUCCUCCGCCCAAGUCCAACCCAAACCCCCCGACGUAACCGAACUCUUUAAACUCGUCGAAGACCUUCGCGACCGUGAGUCCCGCCUUAAAACCCAACUUGUCGAACAAAAACUCCUCCGUGAGUCCGCCGCCAUUGUUCCCUCUCUCGAAGCGGAGAUCGCAUCGAAGAGGGCGGAAACAGACAGGCUUGUGCAGCGUGUGGUAGAGCUGCAAUCCGAGAAUGAGAAGCUCAUUCGCGAAAGAGAGAUCAUGAAGGAUAUCUUCGAGCGGGAGAGCAGAGACAAGGAUUUGAAAAUAGCGGAAUUAAUGUCCGAAAUUGAGGAUGUCAAGCAGCUAUCCUCGUCUCAGAGGUUCCAGGGGUUAAUCGAAGCUUCUGGAAAGUCUAAUUUGAUUAAGAAUCUGAGUUUUCGGAAAUCCGGGUUUUUAACUACCACCCCAACGGCUUCUUCCUCUUCUUCAGCCACCGUGUCCUCUAAGGAAGGCGGUGGUGUCGGGUAUAAUGACGAUCAUCGCCAGCAUGUUCAUUAUCCGCCGCAGCUGACACCGUCGUAUGCGGUGGUGGAGAUUGAACCGCCACGGCAUUCACGGUGUAGCUCGGCGGAUGAAAUUGCGGAAACUUCAGAUUCUUCUUCGUUUGUUCGAUCUCGGAUUCCAAGAGUACCCAAACCUCCACCCAAGCGUUCGUAUUCCGACUCACAUUCUAAUUCCAAUUCACAUUCACAUUCGUCCUGCUCAUCUUCGUCGUCGGAUGUUCGUAAAUCAACGGACAGCAUCACAGCACCACCACCUCCUCCUCCACCACCGCCGCCUUCAACAUUGAAAUCAGUUCCUCCUCCGCCACCUCCGCCGCCGGCGAAAAAAGCUCCGGCGCCACCACCACCUCCGCCGCCACCGGCUCCGGCGAAAGGUGUAAAAGUUAUGUCUUCGAAAGUUAAGCGAGUGCCGGAAGUGGUAGAGUUUUAUCAUUCGUUAAUGAGGAGAGAUUCCCGGCGAGAUUCCGGCGCCGGUACACCGGAUGUUACGUCAUCGAGUGCACGUGAUCUCGUCGGAGAGAUUGAGAAUCGGUCGGUUUAUUUACUUGCGAUUAAGACAGACGUGGAAACACAAGGAGAAUUCAUCAGGUUUUUAAUCAAGGAGGUCGAAACGGCUGCAUUUACAGACAUUGAAGAUGUGGUUUCUUUUGUGAAAUGGCUUGAUGAUGAGCUUUCUUACUUGGUUGAUGAAAGGGCAGUUCUAAAACACUUUAAUUGGCCAGAGCAGAAGGCUGAUGCGUUGAGGGAAGCUGCAUUCGAGUAUUCCGACCUCAAGAAGCUCGAAUCUGAGGCUUCUUCCUUUAGGGAUGUUGCUCGUCAAGCUUGUUCCACCACUCUCAAGAAAAUGCAAACUCUACUAGAAAAAUUAGAGCAUGGAGUUUAUAAUCUAUCGCGACUGAGAGAAUCAGCUGCCAACAGAUUUAAGUCGUUUCACAUUCCUGUCGAUUGGAUGCUUGAUACUGGAUUCGUUAGCCAGAUCAAGUUAGCAUCUGUAAAAUUGGCAAUGAAUUAUAUGAAAAGAGUAUCAGCAGAACUUGGAGUUGUUGGUAGUGGUCCUGAGGAAGAGGAGUUAAUUGUUCAAGCUGUCAGGUUUGCUUUCCGGGUACACCAGUUUGCAGGAGGAUUCGACACAGAAACUAUGAGAGCAUUCGAGGAGCUGAGAGACAAGGCAAGAUCGUGCCAUGUACAUUGCCAGAACCAGCAGCAGACACAUCAGCAACAGAGGCUUAUGUACCGAUCUAUGCCCUGCUAGAUUAUUCUUCUGCAGCAAACUCAGCUUCAGAAAUUCAACAUAUCAUCAUUCUUUUGUUGUUGUAAAGUUAAAAAAUGUCAUGUUUGUGCAAGUGAACAUCAGAAGUAGCCCUUUUGUGCUUAUACAUGUUUUUGCCUAAUUUACUUUAUUUGUUGUAGUGGCUCUUCUGAUAUCUUAACGAAACUGUAUCGAGAAAUAUAAUGAAUAAUUUCGUAAAA
Chenopodium quinoa (quinoa) is the source of this 3005-nucleotide messenger RNA. Its product is annotated as protein CHUP1, chloroplastic-like. The transcript has 6 exons. Gene Ontology annotation, biological process: chloroplast organization. The record is from RefSeq and is a predicted model, not a curated record. Lineage: Eukaryota; Viridiplantae; Streptophyta; Magnoliopsida; Caryophyllales; Amaranthaceae. The coding region runs from base 823 to 2787 and encodes 654 amino acids. Gene Ontology annotation, cellular component: chloroplast outer membrane.